This is a messenger RNA of Cordyceps militaris CM01, 2961 nucleotides long. Its product is annotated as ATP release protein. Gene Ontology annotation, cellular component: endoplasmic reticulum membrane. The record is from RefSeq and is a predicted model, not a curated record. Gene Ontology annotation, molecular function: mannose-ethanolamine phosphotransferase activity. The transcript is spliced from 2 exons. Lineage: Eukaryota; Fungi; Ascomycota; Sordariomycetes; Hypocreales; Cordycipitaceae. Gene Ontology annotation, biological process: GPI anchor biosynthetic process. Bases 1 to 2961 code for a protein of 986 amino acids.
AUGGCCUCCUUUUCUCGCUUCGGCUUCCUCGCCGUGGCUAUGAUCUUUCACCUGGUCUACAUCUAUUCCAUCUUUGACAUUUACUUUGUCAGCCCAAUCGUCACAGGCAUGCGACUCCAUGGCGUGGAGCGCGCCCCAUCUGUCAAGGCGCCUGCCGACAGAUUGGUGCUGUUUGUUGGCGACGGUCUGCGCGCAGACAAAGCCUUCCAGUCCUUUCCCGAGCCAUACCCCGACACCGAAGCUGAUCUUGUCCCCCGACCCCUCGCUCCUUUUAUCCGCUCCAAAGUCCUCAACGAGGGCACUUUUGGCGUCUCUCACACCCGUGUGCCCACGGAAUCCCGUCCCGGCCAUGUCGCAUUGAUCGCUGGCUUGUACGAGGACGUAUCAGCUGUCGCAACUGGCUGGAAGAUGAACCCCGUCCACUUUGACAGCGUCUUUAACCGCAGCCGCCACACCUACAGCUGGGGAAGCCCCGAUAUUGUCCCCAUGUUCGAGGCUGGUGCCGUCCCUGGCCGUGUAGACGCCUUUGCCUACGAAGCCGAGCUCGAAGACUUUUCCAAAGAUGCUACCAUCUUGGACUACUGGGUGUUUGACCAUGUUAAGGAUUUCUUUGCUGGGGCCGCGACAAACAAAGAGCUGGACAAGGCGCUGCGACAAGACAAGGUUGUCUUCUUCCUCCAUCUGCUUGGCAUCGAUACCACCGGACACGCGUACCGCCCAUAUUCCAAGGAGUACCUCCACAACAUCAAGGUUGUCGACCAAGGUGUCAAGGAAAUGACCGAACUCAUUGAUAAAUUCUAUGGCGACGACAGGACUGCCUACAUCUUCACCGCUGACCACGGCAUGAGCGACUGGGGCAGCCACGGAGACGGUCAUCCUGACAACACUCGCACGCCUUUGGUGGCCUGGGGCUCUGGUGUCGCUCGCCCGGAGAAGCACACCAGCACUGUUGCGCCUGGUCAUGAUGAAUUCUCCGCAGACUGGGGCUUCGACCAAGUUCGUCGCCACGACGUUGCCCAGGCUGAUAUCGCCGCCCUCAUGGCCUACCUGACUGGCCUCGACUUCCCUGCCAACUCUGUUGGCGAGCUUCCGCUUUCCUAUCUUGCCGGAACAAACACAGAAAAGGCCCAGGCAUCGCUUGUCAAUGCCCAAAGUAUCCUGGAAAUGUACCGCGUGAAAGAAGCCAAGAAGAGGGCGACUGAGCUUCGUUUCCGUCCUUAUAGCUCCUUUAGCGAGCAUAAUGCUAGCCCCGACCAGCGCAUUGAUGCCAUCAAGAUCCUCAUUGAGAGCAAAAAGUACGAAGAGGCCAUCGAGGAGACGGAUGCCCUGAUUCAAGUUACGCUCGAGGGUCUGCGCUAUCUCCAGACCUACGACUGGCUGUUCCUGCGAGCGCUCAUCACCAUCGGUUAUCUGGGUUGGAUGGCCUAUGCCAUCACCACUGUUAUCGAUCUUUUUGUUGUUGGCCAAAAGUUCAAGCCUCAGCGUUCUGCCGUUGCCCUCGUCUUCUUUUCCUCGGUGCUGGUCAUCUUAUACGCCUCGUUCAUCAUCUCCCAGUCCUCCAUCACCUACUACCUCUAUGCAGUUUUCCCCGUCAUUUUCUGGGAAGAAGUGUUUGCUUGCCGCCGGAGCCUCGCAGAGGGACGCAAAAUUCUCACUUCCCACAUCAGGUCUACCAGCGCUGCCCUCAGCUUUGGCGUCUACGUCAUCAUUUACGUGGCUGUCAUCGAGGGUCUUGCACUUGGCUACAUCCACCGUGAAGUCUUUACCGGUCUCUAUGUCCUUGGCGCCCUGUGGCCCUUGCUUUACGGCAUCUCCUUCCUCCGUAACAGCGCCACCCUUUGCGCUACCUGGAUCUUGUCAUGCCUCGUCAUGAGUACCUUUACGCUGCUUCCCGCCAACAAGACGGACAACAUCCCCCUGAUCCUGGCUGGCGGCGUCUCCAUGGUCAUUAUUGGCGUUUUGUACCUGUUAUUUGAGGACACUGUCUUGUCUGAUUUCAGUAAGCCCCUCGUCAAGAGCAAGAGUUUGAGCAACCCCCUCAGCCGCACCUUGAUGGGGGCUCAGAUUGGCUUGACCAUUCUGGCCAUGAUCGUUACUCGCUCAAGCGCGCUAUCGCUUGCAGCCAAGACGGGUCUUCCACUCGGCAACCAAGUUGUCGGAUGGACAGUCUUGGCUAUCUCGCUGCUAAUGCCUUUUGUGCACCGACUGCAGCCCAACAGCAACUACAUGCACCGUUUGAUGCUGAUUUUCCUCACCUGCUCGCCUACCUUUGUCAUUCUGACCAUUUCAUACGAGGGGCUAUUCUACGUUGCUUUCUGCAUCACCCUGGUUGCCUGGGUCCGUCUCGAGUACUCUAUCGAGGUAUCUGGGCGAUCUUCAUCGAGCAAAGACGUCACGAUUGAACGGGAUGGCCUGCAAUUCAGAGCGCUGCGACUCUCUGACGCCCGAAUUGCGCUCUUUUUCCUUGCAUUGCUCCAGUCUGCGUUUUUCAGCACCGGUAACAUUGCCUCUAUCUCGUCAUUUAGCCUGGACAGCGUCAACCGCCUGCUGCCCGUGUUCGACCCCUUCUCGCAGGGCGCGCUGCUCAUAUUCAAGCUCAUGGUGCCCUUUGCGCUCAUCUCGGCCAACCUGGGCGUGCUGAACAUUCGACUGGGCGUCGCGCCCUCGGCGCUCUUCAUGAUCGUCAUGGCUAUUAGUGACAUUCUCACGCUUUACUUUUUCUGGGUCGUCAAGGACGAGGGCUCAUGGCUCGAGAUUGGCUCGACGAUUAGCCAUUUCGCCAUUGCCAGCCUGUUAUGUGUCUUUGUCGCCGCCCUGGAACCCGUCAGCGCGUUGUUUGUCUCGGGCGUCCAGGUGGGCGAUCAUGUGAAGCAGCAUACCCACGCACCCGAGACGCCGAGUAGUAAGGCGGCGGGCACGAAUGGGCAUGCGUCCAGCAAAAAGAGCAACAAGAGGAACUAA